AUGUCCUUGAGAUUUGGAAUCACAAUAUGGAUUCUGGUUAUUGCUUGUGGAACGUUUAGUAACAACGUGUAUUCCUCUGCUCAAAUGCUCAUUCCCGAGGCUAUGCAAUAUCGUGGACCCAUUGGCAGUGUACCGGUCAUGAGGAUUAGAGAUGGCAUGUAUGAAUAUCACAAAAGACGUCCAGGUAAUUUCACUACGCGGAACCAAUUGAAAUAUAAGAAAGAUUUAACACCCAAUCUUCCUUGCUACUUACCUGGACAAUCAGAAAAGAAUUCUGGGACCGAACCGAGAGACCGGAAGUAA
Molecule: messenger RNA, 303 nt
Organism: Fasciola hepatica (liver fluke)
Lineage: Eukaryota; Metazoa; Platyhelminthes; Trematoda; Plagiorchiida; Fasciolidae
Source: the annotation of a GenBank genome assembly